Messenger RNA from Mucor mucedo, 858 nucleotides. RefSeq lists its product as uncharacterized. The record is from RefSeq and is a predicted model, not a curated record. Lineage: Eukaryota; Fungi; Mucoromycota; Mucoromycetes; Mucorales; Mucoraceae. The coding region runs from base 1 to 858 and encodes 285 amino acids. The transcript has 2 exons.
AUGCUCUCGUAUAUUCUUCCUGACGAAUUGUUGUGUGAAUUAACACAUUCGGCGUUUCUCUUUUCGGCUUUUCCCUGGUUUUGGACCAAAUUUUGUUUGUUUUUCCUUUGGGAAAAGACGGUUCGGUUCUCUUCUUCCUCUUUGCUUGCUGUCGUUGGUAACAAAAACCAGGUUCGUGUAGCACCCGAGCCAAUCGGUGAUGUUUACGUCUGUUUUGGUAGAGGUAUCAUACCUCUCACCACCUUUAAAAAGAACCCUGAGCUUUUUGCACAGUCCUCUCCUUUGCCUGUUGUUGCUCCUGUUGUUGCUCCUCUUCCCGAGGAUUCCGUUGAUCGACCCUUUUCUUCUGUUCCUUCUUUGCCAACAGUUACCAAGAAGGAGUAUAAAUGUUACUCUUUGGAUUGCGCCUGCGUGGUGGGCAUGCCUUGUCUUGGUGGUGGUCGUUUGCCUUCUUUUCCUUCGGUUCUUCCAGUCCGUUCUCACGUACACUCUUUCGCUUUUGGAUGUGAAGCUUUGACACAAGCAUGGCUUGUAAAUAAUUCGGCUUCUCUUUCCUGUUUUUCCUCGUCUGUUGCUCGUGGGGAUGUAUGUUGCUCUGCCGUUGCUCCCUGUUUGUCCGUGUCUCCUCUUGCGGUUUCUUCCCCAAAUGGGGAUAACGCAUCCUCGGCGGUUUCUUUCCCUCUCGGGGAUAACACCACUCCUGCGGUUUCUUCCUCCAUCGAGGAUAACGCUUCUUUUUCUAUUGCUCCUGUUGCCUCGGUUGGCUCUGGUGUUUCUGGUGGUUCUCCACCUUUGCCUUCUUUGACUUCGGUUCCGGUUUCUUCCGACCGUUCUUCUGUUCGUGCUUCUCCGGUCUAG